This is a messenger RNA of Brassica napus (rape), 627 nucleotides long. RefSeq names its product 60S ribosomal protein L23. The record is from RefSeq and is a predicted model, not a curated record. Lineage: Eukaryota; Viridiplantae; Streptophyta; Magnoliopsida; Brassicales; Brassicaceae. Bases 90 to 512 code for a protein of 140 amino acids. Gene Ontology annotation, cellular component: cytosolic large ribosomal subunit; ribosome. The transcript has 4 exons. Gene Ontology annotation, biological process: translation. Gene Ontology annotation, molecular function: large ribosomal subunit rRNA binding; structural constituent of ribosome.
CCCAUAAUAUAGUUAUAUAGAAAACCCUAGCUUAACAAUACAUAAACCUUCUCUCUUCACCACCAUCAUCGAGCUGCUACUCUGCAACCAUGUCGAAGCGAGGAAGAGGAGGAACCUCUGGUAACAAGUUCAGGAUGUCACUGGGUCUUCCAGUGGCAGCCACUGUGAACUGUGCUGACAACACUGGAGCCAAGAACCUUUACAUCAUCUCCGUUAAAGGUAUCAAGGGUCGUCUUAACCGUUUGCCGUCUGCAUGUGUUGGUGACAUGGUUAUGGCUACUGUGAAGAAAGGUAAACCUGAUCUACGUAAGAAGGUUCUGCCAGCUGUCAUUGUUAGGCAGAGGAAGCCUUGGCGCCGAAAGGACGGUGUCUUCAUGUACUUCGAGGAUAAUGCUGGUGUCAUUGUCAAUCCCAAGGGUGAAAUGAAAGGAUCUGCUAUCACUGGACCAAUCGGGAAGGAGUGUGCUGACCUGUGGCCAAGGAUCGCAAGUGCUGCAAAUGCUAUCGUUUAAGAUCUCUCAGUUUGUGUUUGUUGAACGUUUAUCUCCUCUGUUGAGGAUACUUUGUUUUUGUGCUAGACUUAUAGUUCCGGUUUGUUACUUAAUUAUAGUUUGGUUUGACCUUUAA